Messenger RNA from Zingiber officinale, 1076 nucleotides. RefSeq lists its product as uncharacterized. NCBI's taxonomy places the organism in Eukaryota, Viridiplantae, Streptophyta, Magnoliopsida, Zingiberales, Zingiberaceae. The record is from RefSeq and is a predicted model, not a curated record. The coding region runs from base 252 to 815 and encodes 187 amino acids. The transcript is spliced from 4 exons.
AGCCACCUCUAUUUGGCUAAGAAGGCGAGAGAAAGGAGAACCAGGAAACGCCCGAGAUAAAUAAAUCCAAAAUUCCUUUUUUAUUUUUUUGUUUUUUCCCAUUUCUCCCACGAUUCCUUCUCCAGUCUCCCGUUCCAGUGGAUUCACUUGCCAUUGGAAUCUGCUAAAAGAAAGAAGCGCAGGUGGUGAGUUCUCUUAACGACCUCCACGAUUCAGAUUGUUGGCAGAAGAAAAUCUCUGGUGAAGUGUUCAUGGCUGCUGGCAUGGCCCUGUGCACUUCUAGCCAACUUCCUCAGUUGAUGCAACCCACUGUCAAGAACAUCUGCAUAGGGCUAAUUAUUCAUCAGAAACCAUUUGUAUCUGUUACCCUCCAAAGAAACCAGCAUCAGUGUGUUCCACAUGCACACGUAUUGUCUCGCAGGUUCAUCGUCUGUGCUACUACUGAAGGUUCUGCAAAAUCAAGCAAGUCAGAUGAACAAAUUCCCUCUUGGGCUAGACCCGAUUCAGAUGAACCUCCACCUUGGGCGCGUGAUGAGGGCAGUGGAAGCACAUCACAAUCAACAUUUCAGAUUCCUUUCUAUGCAUAUCUUCUUGCAUCAGCUUUUAUUGCUAUAGCAGCGAUUGGCUCCAUAUUUGAAUAUGCUAACAAGAAUCCAGUUUUUGGAGUCCUGAAAUCAGACAGUAUCUUUUAUGCACCGUUGCUUGGUUUCUUUGUUUUCACUGGGAUACCGACCUCUGCCUUUCUGUGGUUCAAAUCUGUUGAAACUGCCAACAAAGAAGCUGAGGAGCAAGAUAGGAGAGAUGGAUAUCGGUAAAUCAAAACAUCAUUUGGUCCCUUUUCAUCUCUUGCUAUAGCGCAUUGAUUUCUCAUCACAUGGAACAAGUUUGUAAGAGUAGAAAUGUUUUUCAGCAUUCUCAUUUCAACUCACAUCAUCAUGCCUGUAAAUUUCUCAUCACUUUCACCUCCAUCUCUUCGUGUAAUCGGCAAUGAGCUGAAUGGGCGAAUGUUUCAUAUUGUAUCUCCCUGCUGUGCGAUCAAUGUGUCAUGCGACCAAACUCCUAGAUUUCGAGAUCAA